Ectocarpus sp. CCAP 1310/34 is the source of this 894-nucleotide messenger RNA. NCBI's taxonomy places the organism in Eukaryota, Phaeophyceae, Ectocarpales, Ectocarpaceae. The record is from the annotation of a GenBank genome assembly.
CAGCAGCAGCAGCAGCAAGGGGCAGGCGAGCGACCUGUCAGACAUGUUUUGGGCGCGACGGCUGCUGGACACUCCGAGAAACGCAAUCAAGGCCGAUUACUGUAGUUGCUCCCUUGCAAUAUCGCCAGUCGUCGUCGUAUCUGUCGGGGGUUGGGGACCGUCGGCAUAGCAAGCUCAAAGGUCGGCAUACGCGUAUGACAUCAUUCGGAGCGAACAUAAGCGGUGGAGGGGGUGAGGAGAGCAACGCGCUCCUCCUGAGGAUGGACUUCGAGGAUGCAGACGUGGAAGAAUUGCGCCAGUGGAUUCGAAGAUACCCGUUUGGGACAGCCCUUCCCGUGCAGCCGUUCUCCCUGGUGGAGACGGUGACUGGCGUGGAUGUCGUGUUCAGAAAAAAGCCGACUCUCGAAAGAGGCUCGCGAGAUGGGGGGCUUUGCUUCACGAUUGAGGACAAGGUCUCCGGGGAAGGGAUCGACGUGCCCACGGGCCCGACGCUUAUCAUGCGGCGCAUCUCCAAAGGGCAAGAAAUUCGGAAGAUGUUCGCGGAACGCAUCGUGGUGAAGGCGGUUGUCAAGUCCUUGGCGGGGGACGGCGCGCCACUUGGGACCAAAGUCCGAACAGUCCUGCACGAGGGUUUAGUUUAACGCAACACCAGAGGACCCACGGCGGCUAUUGGAACCGCUUGUUUGGCGUCAGACCCUCGUUCUUAUAAUGCCUUUUGUGGGGCAAGCCAGCACCGACGAUCGGAUCAUUCCGGGUUUAGGCCAGAGUUUUCCAACGGGUGUACUCACGCGAGACUGGGGUCUAUUCGAAAACGAAAUUGCUGUGUGGUUCCUUUGUGGUAGCAGGAAGAAACCCGUAAACAAGACAUUCGCCAGAUCCAUCCAGAGGUUCUGC